AUGCCACCAGCGAAAUCCCACACAGACCCGCCACGGAGCAAGAAGCGCCGGAUCAACUUUGCAUGCAACUAUUGCCGAGCCAGGAAAACCCGUUGCGACGAGCGGAAGCCGUAUUGCAAUGCCUGCCAGGCCGCCGGUGUGCAUUGCGUUACUACUGAUAAGCGAAGGCCAGACAAGUCGGUUGACAGGCAUGAAGCAGGACGACAACGCCGCUCUACCCCUUCAGUAUCAGAUGAUGCUUCUCCGGUCAAUCAAUUGAUACCAAAAGACGAUGCUGGUCAGCAACUUACGAGCUAUUCCCCUGGCCGACUUAGUUUCCCAACUAACUUGGCGCUUCCAGAGAUCGGGUAUGUGGAUGAUCUUGAAAGCCAGCAUCAAAUCCCCAACCAUGGCGAUAAAGAUGGAGAUGAAAGUCCUUUGAAUCAACCAUCACCUUCCCGAUUUCAGGGUAGACUGCCUUUGGUGGGAAAGACCAUCGGGAACUCGUCUGUUGAGAUAGCCAGCGACUGGUUAGAUCUGGCGCUAUACCGGCUCGGUCUCCGGCAGGUUCCUACGAAGUCCUGGGAACAUCGCAGAACAGACAUGAUGAGCCUUUCUGAUGCAAGCCUGUUUGACCAAUGGGAACUCCCUAAUCAGGUAUCUCCAAAUGAACUCUUAGAGUGCUUCUUCCAAGGUCCCAACUUGAUCUUCCCUCUGCUUGAGUGGAAGGAGUGCAUGGCGGGUUUGGAACAAUGUCUUAACUCAAGCUUCUUCGAGUUUGUUCAAAGGAAUGGACCGUCACGGAUCUUGCAGCUUUUGGCCGUCCUCGUCUUGGGUUACAUCUCAGGCCCUCACCAAAUUUCCGGGUUUAAUGUUGGAUGUUACCUCAAUCGUUGUAGAACAAUGCUUGGGCAUGUCAUGAGAUACCCGAGUAUUGCAACUCUCAAGAGCCUCAUAUUAUUUUUACUGGCAUUGAAAUCCAGUAACAAGCUGCUGGAGGCAUGUCACACCGUCAUCCUUGCCGCGUCGAUUGCAACAUCCUUGGGAUUGAACCAGCAAACGACCCGUUCCCCGGAACGAACAUCUCUUGAAUACCCCAUGGCUCAGGAAAAGAAGAGGCUCUGGGUCUAUGUAUACACAAUUAAGAAACUACUAGCCUUUGAACUUGGGCGUCACUCAAACCUUCGAGAUAUUCAAGAGGCCGAACUACCUGAUACACUCGGUUGCAAAGAGCUUUUCGAGUUGGCGAGGUUGCUGAGUGGUAUCGGCAAAUGGUCUGUCCGUGCGAGCAGGCAAGACGAAACAGAUCGAGACGACGAGCUCUAUCAGUCAAUUUGUGACUUACUCAUUAGUAAAGAAGCCCUCCAGUCGGCCGUGGGCGUAAUAGCCAAAGAUAAGCCAUGGUACUCGGUCAUACGAAAUGGCCAGUCGAUGGUAGCCGAUGCUGCGAGGAAGACUCUGCGACUCGUUAUCGAAGGUGUAGACUCCGAUUUCAACGCCGCUUUUUCGUCACUGACUGCACCCCUCAACUCUUUGGCGACUCUGGUAGUUUCAAUCAUCACCAGGUCAAGGUCGCACGUGGCGGGAACGGAUUUGAGUUUGAUUGAAACUGCUGCCAAUGCCUUGAGGGAGCUACACUGCUGGAAUAUCAGGGGCAACAAUGAUCUGGGAUCGUUACUUGAUCGGCUUGUUAGGCUUUCAAUUGAUUCAAUCAAAGCUGCAAGGCAUUCUAGAGCAGCAGCUUCGUCAAUAGGUGCGAGUGAAGGCCGAAUCCCUUUGUUGAGCAUCCGGUCUGAGCCGCGAUCAGGUGGACCAGACCAGACGGGAGGUAUGAGCUGGCCAGUAACAGCCUCUUUAUGCGGUUCUCAAGACGAGCUGCGAGUAGGGAGCCUCUUCGGCGACGGAUCCCAACUCUGGAUGCUAAAAGAUGACGAUGUGAUGUGGUUCGACAAUUGGACUUCGACUUUUCCCGACGAGAUCAGCUGGGACUGGUCGAAAUUUCCGCAGAUAUUCCAGUCCCAAGCUCAAUCAAGCGGCAUAGAAGACCCUGAACUUAUUUCAGCAAAUGAGAACUAA
Messenger RNA from Clonostachys rhizophaga, 2055 nucleotides. The record is from the annotation of a GenBank genome assembly. Lineage: Eukaryota; Fungi; Ascomycota; Sordariomycetes; Hypocreales; Bionectriaceae.